Messenger RNA from Mus musculus (house mouse), 2701 nucleotides. It is a transcript of the gene Rad18, whose product is annotated as RAD18 E3 ubiquitin protein ligase. Gene Ontology annotation, cellular component: chromosome; centrosome; nucleus. Gene Ontology annotation, molecular function: DNA binding; single-stranded DNA binding; ubiquitin protein ligase activity. The transcript has 14 exons. Lineage: Eukaryota; Metazoa; Chordata; Mammalia; Rodentia; Muridae. The record is from RefSeq and is marked validated. Gene Ontology annotation, biological process: protein monoubiquitination; DNA repair; protein ubiquitination. The coding region runs from base 77 to 1747 and encodes 556 amino acids.
ACGGUGUAGCGCGGGGAAUUUCGAGUAGAGGAGCUGCGUGGCGGGCCGGUAGCUGGCGGUCUCAUCAGGUGCGGCCAUGGAGGUCCUGGCCGAGCCGCGAUGGCCUCCGGGGUUGGCGGUGAUGAAGACAAUAGAUGACUUGCUGCGCUGUGGGAUUUGCUUUGAGUAUUUCAACAUUGCAGUGAUAAUCCCCCAGUGCUCUCACAACUAUUGUUCACUCUGUAUAAGAAAGUUUUUAUCCUAUAAAACUCAGUGCCCAACUUGUUGCGUGGCAGUAACGGAGCCAGACCUGAGAAAUAAUCGCCUCUUAGAUGAACUGGUAAAAAGCAUGAAUUUUGCACGGACUCACCUGUUGCAGUUUGCUUUAGAGUCACCACCCAUAUCUCCUGUGUCUUCCACCUCAAAGAAGGUUGUUGUUAAAGUGCAUAAUGCUGACGCCGCCCAACACCCUGUCAAACAGGCGAACAGGUUAAUGGAUAAGUUCCUGAUUAGAGAAACUGGUGACUGUGUAUUUGAGUUGUUGGGAAAAGAAAAUGAGAGGAAAUUCAGCCCUCAAAAAGAGCUAAGCACCUCUGCUGAGAUUAAAGAGACAAGUCUCCUAGGAAAGCCGGUACUGGGGCUCUCGGAUGCUAAUGGUCCUGUGACUCCCUCUACAUCCACUAUGAAACUGGAUACUAAAGUGUCUUGUCCUGUUUGUGGGGUCAGCAUUCCAGAAAAUCAUAUCAAUAAGCAUUUAGACAGUUGUUUAUCACGUGAAGAGAAGAAGGAGAGCCUGCGAAGUUCUGCUCACAAAAGGAAGCCGUUGCCCAAAACUGUAUAUAACUUGCUCUCUGAUCGUGAUUUAAAGAAAAAGCUGAAACAGUAUGGCUUAUCUGUUCAAGGAAACAAACAGCAGCUUAUUAAAAGGCAUCAGGAGUUUGUGCACAUGUAUAAUGCCCAGUGCGAUGCUUUGCAUCCUAAAUCAGCUGCUGAAAUCGUCCAAGAAAUUGAAAGCAUGGAGAAGACCAGGAUGCGCCUUGAAGCAAGUAAACUCAAUGAAAAUGUCAUGGUUUUUACAAAGAACCAAACAGAGAAGGAAAUUGAGGAAGUUCACAGUGAAUAUCAUGCUGGCAAACAGGUAGCACAGGGCUGUGUGAGCGAAAACAAGAUGAGAAGCACCAUAGUCUGCUGGCAGUUAUCAGGUAAAAAGCACCAGAAUGCAUUCCAGCUUCUGGUGGAUCAGGCCAAAAAAGGGUAUAAGAAAACUGGCAGAGUUUCACAAGCUGCAGCGAUGAGAACAGAUGAACCUGCAGAGACACUGCCGUCGAUGAGAACAGAUGAACCUGCAGAGACACUGCCGUCGAUGAGAACAGAUGAACCUGCAGAGACACUGCCGUUGAUGAGAGCAGAUGAACCUGCAGAAACACUGCCGUCUGAGUGUAUCGCACAAGAAGAUAAUGUGAGCUUCUCAGAUACUGUCUCAGUAACAAACCACUUUCCUCAGCCCCAGCUGGACUCGCCAGGCCCGUCGGAGCCUGAGAGGCCGGAUGAUUCUUCUAGUUGUACUGAUAUUCUUUUCUCCUCGGACUCAGACUCAUGCAAUAGUUCCAGUUCAGACAUCAUAAGAGAUCUUCUGGAAGAAGAGGAAGCCUGGGAAGCGGCUCACAAAAAUGAUCAAAACAGAGAAGUCAGCCCACAACAGACUCGCCGCACUAGAGCCAGUGAAUGUGUUGAGAUUGAACCAAGAAACAAGCGGAAUAAGAAUUAGUAUGGGCUUUGUGCCAGCUUUCCGUACAGUGACCUGAAUAUGAUAUUGUUAUUGCCAUGUAUGGCUUCAUAUUUAACAAUAUCCAAGGAAGACUUUUAAGUCUAAAUGUAAUAGUUAAUUUAUUUUCAUGCUUCUUUGCCUUCCUGAACAACAACAAAACAAACACACACACACACACACACACAAACAAAAACCAAAAACAAACAAACAAAAAAACGUGAAAUGUUCUGAAAUGACUCUUCUUAGUCAGUUGGUUCCUUCCUUUCCUUUGAGACAUUUCUCCCCUAAAAUCAUACUCACCAGCUUUGCACAGAGUAUACAUUUCUUAGCGGGAGCGUUUUCCUUGGUUUGACUUCUCUAUUUCAGGAUGUUUUUAAGUCAUUUUUUAUUUUUUCCACUGGGGACCAAACCUCAGAAGCAGCUUUUCAUCCUCUUGACAGUUGCAAGCCUGCCGCUGAGAGUGUGCAUGCUCUUGUCCUAACCACACACCCUUGGUGGGAGCGCCUGCUGCCAGGCCACCGCAGUUACUGCUUAGUACCCAAGUUGACUGUGUUUGUUAGACACACCUGUGUUUACUUAUAGACUAGGUUUAUAAUGGGGCGGGGUAGGGGUCAUUUUAUGGUGUUUGAAAGCUGGGGAAGUAGGGAUGUCAGUGCUGUGCUUUAAGGGCGCAGUCUCAAUGACUGAAGCAUAUGUAUGUCCUUCUGAAGUGGCACUUAAAGUUAUCACUCUUAGUGUUCUUCCACUGGGGUCAGGCAGAUCUCUAACACUUUGAAUCCCAGCUGUUAAACAAACAAACAAAAAAGUGACAUAAAUGUUAUUUAUCAAUGAAUAUGCAAUGUGUAAUGUCUUUGAAACAGUGGCUUGUGAGUAUUUGAAUAGAGCCUACAAAAUUUUAUAUUGCAUUUGUCAUAAAAUUUGUUUCUGUGUGAAAAAUGCCUUUAUUUCCCAGUU